Durusdinium trenchii is the source of this 1590-nucleotide messenger RNA. NCBI's taxonomy places the organism in Eukaryota, Dinophyceae, Suessiales, Symbiodiniaceae. The record is from the annotation of a GenBank genome assembly.
CUGGAACAUUUCCACAAGCUCAUGUGCCUCUUGGGGCUCCAUGCCGCCCCUCUUCGCCGCCGCUGCGGCCCUUGCCGCGGCCGCUUCGGCGGGCGCCGAGCCGCCCUUCCGGGCGGCGGCCCUGUGGGCGGCCGAGCGGAUCCCCGACAGCUGCGACGUGCGGGGCACUGGAUGUGAUUGGUUGGCCCUGCCAUCAGCCUGGCGCUAUGUCUGGAACAACCUGCGUCUCGCCCACCAGCUAGCCCGACCAGGGCCCGAAAACAUGGAGCCCGAGCGCCUCCGCGUGGAGGAGAGUUUGGGGCAGAUCCAUCGGUGGAUAGACCGCUUGGGCGACGACCCGGGGCUUUGGUAUUCCAAUUGGCACCGCCUGGGGACCGUGGCCCGAGCACAUCUCAACCGGACGCGGACAGCGAGCAUUCGCGCUGGCGCAGGGGCCAGGUCCAGCUUCGUCGCUUCGGCGCCUCCCGCUGACGCGCACGCGCACGCGGGCGGCGUGCCUGGGCUCACGAGCGGCCUGCGGUUCCCUGCGGUGGGCCGGUCGCUGAUGGUGACGCAGAACAGUCGCCUUCCAGUGGGUCCACUGGAGCUUCCACUGCUGGGACUCGUGGUGGAGAAGGACGUCGAUGAAACGAGCUUCGUCAGGGCCUUGCAGCUGGGCGUCCGUGCCUUCUACCUCUCGGCCUCCGCCUCUGCGCUUGGCUUCUCGGACGCCUUGCUUCGCAGCGGCGUGGAGCGUCGAGCCGUGCUGGUGCUGGGCGAAAGGCCCAGCGAAGUGCUGCUCGAAGCCGACUUGGAGGUGCUGCUCGGAGCCGCAUCCGACAAAGGAAGUAAAGCCAUUGGGGGCUAGGCUUCUUUGGGGGGGUCCCAAACUGGGACGGUUCACCAGUAGUCUAUUGUACUGGACUGGAAGCGAAAACCCUUUGAUUCCAGGUCAGGCUUCGGAUGUUGCUAUAGUUUGGAAUCUGAUCAAGAAGCGCUAGACCGCUGGGCAGACGAGGAUGGAAAGCGCCUACUCCCAGACCUCCACACGAAGCACCUUCGUCCCAACCGGUCAAGAACCCCAAAGUCUGUGACAAGAGAUGUUCUUUUGCUUCUCUACCAGUAACCAGCUACUACGAGCGAUCGGACGCUACUAAUUAGGGGCUCCUGGCAUCGCUACGAACGGAGCGAUCGGACGCUACGAACCGGGGCUUCUUUGACCACCUGGGAAAGACGGACUUUUGCUUUGUGAUCUCCUACCACCGAAGUUCCUUCGGUCAAACCCAUCGCCGUCGCCCUCGCCUCGAUCGCAGGAGCUUCGGGACCUCGAUGGAGUGGCCCUACGGGUCUCCAACGAGGAAGACUUGGACCGCAGAGCCUGGACACGUUUGGAGGAGCAUCUGUCAAAGGAGCACCUGAGACUGAUUGGUUUGGCAGAGAUGCACCCGGACCGAGUCCAAGACUUCCUCAGUGGCUGAGCGGAGUCAAUGACCGACGCGAUCGUCGGUCCACCGUUCCGGGGAACUGGACGCCCUACGACGACGAACGGAGGCGAUCGGACGCGAUCGGACGCUACGAAUGGUGAUUGUCCUGGGAACUGCCGGAUGGUGC